CUCUGGGAGAGCUGUCAAGAUGUCUCAGUCGAGAUGGGAGUUGAAAACCAAUGAGUCUCUGUCAAGUAUAGCCAGCAGGAUUAGCUGGGGAGAGCAGAUUGGGUCAGGGUCAACACCAGUGUCUUUCAAGGACUUGAGAGAGAGCCCUCAACCUCAAAAGGCGUCCACCCCAGGUAGAUUCCAGAAGAGCAAGGGGGGUCCUGGCUCCCUGACACCAUCGGUCACCCUUAGCCAGACGCCCGACUUGCAGCAGGAGUCUCAGCUGGUUACCAAGCUGCACCUGGCCGAGAUAGAGAAAAUGUUUGAAGAGGACAUUGACUCAACUGGAGCCCUGGACAAGAAGACUUUCAUUAAGGCCAUGAAGAAGAUUCUGCGCACUGUGUCAGAUGAGGUGCUAGAGGCGCUGUUUCUGAAGGUGGACACGGAAUGUAACGGCUUCGUCACCUGGGGUACAGGCGAAUGUAUGAUGAAUGUCAGUGACCCCUGCGUGAGUGCACAGCCAUGA
This is a messenger RNA of Ceratotherium simum simum (southern white rhinoceros), 505 nucleotides long. Lineage: Eukaryota; Metazoa; Chordata; Mammalia; Perissodactyla; Rhinocerotidae. The record is from RefSeq and is a predicted model, not a curated record.